This is a messenger RNA of Rubroshorea leprosula, 1225 nucleotides long. NCBI's taxonomy places the organism in Eukaryota, Viridiplantae, Streptophyta, Magnoliopsida, Malvales, Dipterocarpaceae. The record is from the annotation of a GenBank genome assembly.
UAGAUGGCAAAGUUGUGCACGACACAGCAAUAGGCAACAGAUGCUCCACAAAUAGCCUCGAUAGGUGAUCCAUUCUCUUAUGAGAUAAUUAAAGAACCCAUGCCUCCAUCAUUCAAGCCACCUUAGUUGAUAUGAGUGUUCCCUUCUAUACUGAAGAAAGCAACUCAAACCUGGUGGAUAAUCUGGAUGAAGGGGUGGCAAUACAUGCCUUGAUGAAUGGCUCGAAAGAUUGUGAUUUCUUGCAUUCUCUAAACAAAGAAGAACCAAAGAGCCUUAAAGACAUACUUAAUAGGUCAGAAGGCUAUAUUCAAGCUGAAGAGAGUGUCACAACCAAGAAAGGUGUGGCGAAGGAGACAGAACACCUCAAUUGGCUUGAAAAGCUUCAUAAUAAUGGUAACAAACGUGAUAGGACUCGUCAUUGUGCAUUCCAUGGGACCCAUGGUCAUGAUACAAAGGAUUAUAAGCAGCUUAGAAUGGAAAUUGAACGAUUAAUUCAUAAGGGAGCAUUGAGGCAAUUUAUAAGGCUUCCGAAAACUCAGAGGGGAGCAAGGAGAAUGGAAAGGUCGCAAGACAAUAGGGAAGUUGGCCUUUCUGGGAAAUCUGUGCUUAUAAUAGUGGUGGUUUCCACACAAGCAAUGAUGAUAAAGUUCCUUACACCGAAUGGGGUUGAAAUGGCAAGAGGGAAGCCUGUUGAAGUAUUGGAGCUAACACCACAAGCUCGAGAUCAAGUGCAAACAUUAGAACCUAACAAAGUGAUUAAGAAAAAGUACAAGUCAAAACAUUGGGAUCUGGUGGCUCUUGGAGAUAUUGUCAAAGAAAAAACUUUGAUAGUAGAUAGCCUAGACAUGAGGGAGGAAUUGAAGGAAUGUCGGACUGAGCCAAUUGAUGAACUAAAACCUGUGAUUCUUGAUCAGAGGAAGCCAGAGCGUACAGACAACAUUGGUGUAGACAUGGAUACAAGCUUUAUGGCACGAUUGGAAAAUUGCUUAAUGGAGCAUAAAGACAUUUUUGCAUGGUGUCUGGCAGAUAUGCCAGGUAUCGAUCCGGAGGUUGUAUGCCAUAGGCUUGAAGUUAACCCGGAUGUUGUUCCUAUUAGACAAAAAGUGCGACAACUUAGGGCUGAAAGGAGUGCGACAACAUUGGUGUAGACAUCCUUGUUUUCAAAAUGGGAAUUAGACUGUUUUACUCUUUUCUCAUGAUGAUUUAUUAAAAUAAUGUAGUUUUG